AUGGCAAGGAAAAUUGAGACUGUUUCCGGCGCCAGCUUGGCGGAGAGGUGCCGGGAGUUGGUGCGUCUUUAUGGGCUCCUGGAUAUUGAUCUGCCGGAGAUCACUGGAAGACGUUUUAGCAAGAUUGGGCUCGAGUUCAGGAGCAACCAGCAUGAUUCUCCCAUAACGGCAGUCAUGUGUCUCCAGGAAAUGCCCGAAGUCCUAAGACAACUAAUGCAGUUAUCGGAAGAAGAUGACCUUUACACAAACUGCACAGUCGCGAGGAAGAUGAAAACCCACGAAUGUGCAGAAUGUGGGAGAGCAUUCGCCACUUCAGGACAAAAUCACAUAACUGUACAUUCGGAUGACAUGCCUCAUGAGUGUCCAGAGUGUGGGAAAAGAUUUAGACGUGUUAGAGGUAUGAAGGCUCACAUGCAGGUGCAUUCUGAUCAUAGGCCUUUUGAGUGCGCUGAAUGUGGGAGAAAAUUCAGAGAACGUGGAGUUAUGAUAAAACACAUGCAGAUGCAUUCGGGUGAUAGACCUCAUGAGUGUCCAGAGUGUGGGAAAAGAUUUAGUCGUCUAGGCACUAUGAAGUCUCACAGAAUGGUGCAUAUGGGUGACAAGCCUCAGGAGUGUCCCGAGCUUGCGAAUAGGUUCAGUCUUCGAGAUGUGAAGACAGAGAGGAUGGUGCUUAAGGGUGAUCAGCCUUAUGAGUGUACAGAUUGUGGAAAAAGAUUCAGUCGUUUUUCAAAUCUGAGGACUCACAUGUUGAUACAUACGAGUGACAGGCCUUAUGAAUGCCCUGAAUGUGGGACAGGAUUCAAUAAUCCUACAACUCUUAAGAGGCAUAGUGUCAUGCAUACUGGCGACAAGCGUUACGAGUGUACAGUGUGUGGCAAAACAUUUGGUCGUCUUGACACGUUGAAGAAUCACAGCAUAGUGGAGAGGUGCCGGGAGUUGGUGCGUCUUUAUGGGCUCCUGGAUAUUGGUCUGCCGGAGGUCACUGGAAGACUUUUUAGCAAGAUUGGGCUCGAGUUCAGGAGCGGCCAGCAUGAUUCUGCUGCAAUUGUUGACCCAGAGUUUACAGGACGUCUGACACCUUGUCUGGGGUCCCUGGGUGCCGAUAGUCUUCCUGCUGCUUCUGAAAUGCCCGAAGUCCUAAGACAAAUAAUGCAGUUAUCGGAAGAAGAUGACCUUUACACAAACUGCACAGUCACGAAGAAGAUGAAAACUCACGAAUGUCCAGAAUGUGGGAGAACAUUCAACAGUUCAGGAAAUGUGAAGACUCACAUGUUAGUGCACACAGGUGAAAAGCCUCAUGGAUGUCCAGUGUGUGGGAAAAGAUUCCGUCAUAUUGGAACUGUGAAGUCUCACAUGUUGGUGCAUACGGAUGACAAGCCUCAUGCAUGUCCUGUGUGUGGGAAAAGAUUCCGUCAUGUUAUAAGCUUGAAGAAUCACAUAAUGGUACAUUCGGAUGACAGACCUCAUGAGUGUCCAGAGUGUGGGAAAAGUUUUAGGCGUAUUGGUGGUAUGAAGAGACACAUGCAGGUGCAUUCUGAUCAUAAGCCUUUCGAGUGUGCUGAAUGUGGGAGAAAAUUCAGAAUACGUGAAGAUAUGAUAAAACACAUGCAUGUGCAUUCGGGUGAUAGACCUCAUGAGUGUCCAGAGUGUGGGAAAAGAUUCAGUCGUCUAGGCACUAUGAAGUCGCACAGAAUGGUGCAUAUGGGUGAUGAACCUCGGGAUUGUCCCGAGUUUACGAAUAGGUUCAGUCUUCGAGAUAUGAAGACAGACAGAAUGGUGCUUAAGGGUGAUCAGCCUUAUGAGUGUCCAGAUUGUGGGAAAAGAUUUAGUCGUUUUCCAAAUAUGAUGACUCACAUGGUGAUACAUACGAGUGACAGGCCUUAUGAAUGCCCCGAAUGUGGGAGAGGAUUUAAUAAUCCUACAACUCUUAAGAGGCACAGAGUCGUGCAUUCAGAUGAUAAGCCUUACGAGUGUACAGUGUGUGGCAAAACAUUUAGUCGUCUUGACACGAUGAAGAAUCACAGGUUAGUACAUUCAGGUGAUAAGCCUUAUGAAUGUCCUGAUUGUGGGAAAAAGUUCAUUCGUCCUCGAGAUAUGAACGAACACAGGAAAUCGCAUUCAGAUAUUAAGCGUUAUGAAUGUCCCGAAUGUGGGAAAAAAUAUAAGUAUCUUAGACACAUGAAAAGAUAUAGAAGUAAAGUACAGAUCAGGUCAAGCGCUGUAGUCAUUCCGUCUAGAGCAGCUAGGGGUAGACCCGAGGCUUCUGGUCUCUGCGAUGCUUGCCAGAAACCAGGGACCCUGGGCCACAUAUUCCAGCCAUGCUACAAGACACACGGGGCUCGGGUGAAACGUCAUGAUGAUAUCACUCGGUUCGUAGCCGGCCGCCUGCGGCAAAGAGGUUUUGAGGUGGAAAGUAAAUUCCAUAUACCGGAUGGAGGGACCUUCUGCAAGCCUGACAUCAUAGCUUGCAAAGGUGAUGAGGCCUUUAUGUUAGACACCCAGGUCUCUGCUGAUAACUUCCCACUCUCCUGUCCAUAUCAGAGCAAGUGCAACAAGUAUGGCACUCCAGAGAUCCUUCAAAAGGUCAAGGAAUACACCGGGAAGAACACAGCAUCCGCCUCUUCGAUAACUCUUUUAUUGGAGAGAAGGAUGGUGCAAGGAGAUUGCGCGCGGUCUUCAGGAUAUGGCACUUGCCAAGAGCGACCUUGA
Messenger RNA from Procambarus clarkii (red swamp crayfish), 2709 nucleotides. The record is from RefSeq and is a predicted model, not a curated record. Lineage: Eukaryota; Metazoa; Arthropoda; Malacostraca; Decapoda; Cambaridae.